AUUGUUGAGCAUUAUGGCUUGGCGCUUGCGAACUGGCCGUUGUCUGGUCAUAUUCAGAAUCCUUCGAAAGUUGGUGGAAGAGCCAAAAUAAAGAGUGUACUUGAUGCUCUGAAGUCUGGGUCUUGUGAGUGGGUCAUGCUCAUAGAUGAAGAGUGCAUCAUGCGCAUGAAGGAUAACUGA
Molecule: messenger RNA, 180 nt
Organism: Suillus subalutaceus
Lineage: Eukaryota; Fungi; Basidiomycota; Agaricomycetes; Boletales; Suillaceae
Exons: 1
Source: RefSeq, a predicted model, not a curated record